Molecule: messenger RNA, 729 nt
Organism: Rhizopus microsporus ATCC 52813
Lineage: Eukaryota; Fungi; Mucoromycota; Mucoromycetes; Mucorales; Rhizopodaceae
Product: UMP-CMP kinase
Exons: 4
Coding region: 1-729 (242 amino acids)
Biological process (GO): UDP biosynthetic process; CDP biosynthetic process; 'de novo' pyrimidine nucleobase biosynthetic process
Cellular component (GO): cytoplasm; nucleus
Molecular function (GO): UMP kinase activity; ATP binding
Source: RefSeq, a predicted model, not a curated record
AUGUCUGAACGAAUAGCAUUACCAAGAAAAAAGAAUGUAGCUGCAGUUGAACAAGAAGAAGCUUUGAAAGAACAAAAACUGCAAGACAAGCUGGCCAAGAGAGACUUGGAGACAAAGCCUAUACCCGCAUUUAAACCUGAUGAGGUCACUGUUGUCUUUGUGUUGGGUGGACCUGGUGCAGGCAAAGGAACCCAAUGCGACAAUUUGAAGAAAGAUUAUGGCUUUGUUCAUCUGUCAGCUGGUGAUUUAUUACGUGCUGAACAAAAGCGUGAAGGAUCUAAAUAUGGAGAGAUGAUCAAUAACUAUAUCAAAGAAGGCUUAAUUGUUCCUAUGGAAGUAACUAUUGCCCUUUUGGAACAAGCAAUGAAGGAAGCUAUAGCCAAUGGUCAAGGAACCCGAUUCUUGAUUGAUGGCUUCCCUCGUAAAAUGGAUCAGGCAAUCAAGUUUGAAGAAGUUGUCGUGCCUUCCAAGCUGGUGCUUUACUUUGAGUGCCCUGAGGAAGUUAUGUUGAAGAGAUUAUUAAAGAGAGGAGAAAGUUCUGGACGUGUAGAUGAUAACAUUGAAUCUAUCAGGAAGCGCUUUGUUACUUUUAUUGAAACUAGUAUGCCAGUCAUUGAUGAAUAUGCCAAACAGGACAAGGUUAAAAAGGUUCACUGUGAUCAACCUGUUGAGAAAGUAUAUGAAAAUGUAAAGAGCAUCUUUGACGAAUUAUUCAAUGAAAAUAAAUAG